Messenger RNA from Acanthopagrus latus (yellowfin seabream), 1278 nucleotides. RefSeq names its product odorant receptor 131-2-like. Lineage: Eukaryota; Metazoa; Chordata; Actinopteri; Spariformes; Sparidae. Gene Ontology annotation, biological process: G protein-coupled receptor signaling pathway. Gene Ontology annotation, molecular function: methyltransferase activity; G protein-coupled receptor activity; 2-oxoglutarate-dependent dioxygenase activity. The transcript has 5 exons. Gene Ontology annotation, cellular component: membrane. Bases 1 to 1278 code for a protein of 425 amino acids. The record is from RefSeq and is a predicted model, not a curated record.
AUGAACUCAACCAAACGUCUGGACAGCCUGAGCGAAGCUUUCUUAAAAAACUUCAUCACAUUUGCCAUCGCUGUCAUCAUCAACUUCAUCAAUGGAACUUUUGUUUACACCUACAUUAGGAGCCAUGUCUUCCAGAGAGACCCAAGGUAUGUGCUGUACAUACAUUUGGUUAUCAAUGACAUGAUCAUGCUGACAAUUGCUGUGGCGCUGCAGAUCAUGACCUACACCAUUCCCCUGAAACUGGCUCCCUGCUGCAUUCUGCUCCUCAUCUUAGCCACUACAAACCAGAACAGCCCUCUGAACCUGGCUGGCAUGGCACUCGAGCGUUAUAUUGCUGUUUGCAAACCUCUUCAUCACGUCCAGAUCUGCACCGUGCAGCGGAUCUACGGUUUCAUCACACUGAUCUGGGCCGUCUCCCUCAUGCCCAGCGUCACAGAUGUCAUCUUCCUUGUUGCCACCCAGCCUCUUUCGAGCUUCUCAAGAAACGUCAUCUGUUACGAGUCCAACAUCUUCAGCACACCGUUCCACAAGACACACAGGGAAAUUGUCCAGGGUCUUCUGCUUUGCUUCGUCUUCCUUACUGUGCUCAUCACCUACAUAAAUGUCCUCUGCGCUGCCCGGGCGGCCUCAGGUUUGAACCAGGCCUCAGCCAGAAACGCACGUAACACCAUCCUGCUGCACGGAGUCCAGCUCCUCAUCUGCAUGUCCUCCUUCAUUGCUCCAUUCAUCAACAUCAUGUUAGUCACCGCUUGGCCCGAGAAACGCAGCACAAUUCUUUUCACCACCUACCUGAUUUCCGGUAUACUUCCACGUCUGCUCAGUCCGCUCAUAUACGGCAUCAGAGACAAGACGUUCAGCAGCCACAUCAGGAUGCUCUACUGCUGGAGCUGUUAUCCUGCAGAGAAGAGGGUGAACCCGAUGGGACCCCAGAGCAGGUCCAAAAAGACAAAAGAAAUCAUCCUGGACUUCAGGAAACACAGGACAGAUCCAUCUCCCCUCUACAAGCACGGCGACUGCGCGUUAAGGGUCCACACCUUCACCUUCCUGGGCACCGUGAUCUCUGAUAACCUUUCCUGGUCUGCAAACACCUCAACUGUCAUCAAGAAGGCACAGCACUGUCUGCACUUCCUGAGAGUGCUCAGGAAAAGUAACAUCCAUGUGAAGCUGCUGGUGACUUUCUACUGCUCUACCAUCGAGAGCAUCUUAGCCUACUGCAUCACUGUGUGGGUCUCCCACUGCACCGAGGCAGACAGAAAAAGGCUACAGAGAGUGGUCUAG